CUUUUUUCAUGUUUCUGCAUGCAUGAUGGCAUCGUUGGCGGUAAAGUCUCCGUUCCCCACAGUCGACCCUACAUGGUCUACAUUCGUGACAAGAUAUCAAAACAAACAUGUGGUGGUUUUUUGGUAAGAGAGGAUUAUGUGAUGACAGCUGCCAGCUGUAAACAAAGUCAUCUUAAGGUCUAUUUGGGGGUCUAUGACACCAACUUUUUGCAUGACGGUAUAGAGGUAGAUCCCGUUCCACAUCCAGAAUUCACUAUGAAAAGAACAGAUCAUGACAUCAUGCUUCUAAAGCUUAAAGCUCCAGCAACUUUGAACAAAACUGUGUGUACUAUCACUUUGCCAAAAACUGAGAAAGAAGAAAUCUCAAAGGACUGCAUAGUCAUGGGUUGGAAGAAAUACCAUGAAGUGUCUCCAUCAAAUGUGCUCAAAGAAGCAAACGUGACUCUGAUAGAUUCUGACAACUGUGCCACGGCUGACACUCUGUGCUCUGAGGGAUCAACUGGACCAGCACUGGGAGAUGCUGGGGGUCCACUUGUUUGUGGAGGUGUUGCACAGGGAAUUGUAUCAUUUUCUAAAAACAAGCCAAAUGCAAACUACCUCACAGGGUACAUUCACAUCUCCCAGUACCUUCCAUGGAUUCAAAGCAUCAUGUCACCUACACCACCAGAAAUGAUAGAUCAGGCCUUCAUAUCAGGAACAUUUGUUCCAACCUCAGAUGACAAAACCCAAAAUCCAUCAGCAUUGUUUUGUCUGUUACCUGAAACCUGA
Messenger RNA from Carassius carassius (crucian carp), 768 nucleotides. RefSeq names its product mast cell protease 1A-like. Gene Ontology annotation, molecular function: serine-type endopeptidase activity. Gene Ontology annotation, biological process: proteolysis. The record is from RefSeq and is a predicted model, not a curated record. NCBI's taxonomy places the organism in Eukaryota, Metazoa, Chordata, Actinopteri, Cypriniformes, Cyprinidae. The annotation marks the transcript as partial. The transcript is spliced from 4 exons.